Molecule: messenger RNA, 1910 nt
Organism: Lycium barbarum (goji berry)
Lineage: Eukaryota; Viridiplantae; Streptophyta; Magnoliopsida; Solanales; Solanaceae
Product: cation/calcium exchanger 1-like
Exons: 1
Coding region: 64-1794 (576 amino acids)
Biological process (GO): monoatomic cation transport; transmembrane transport
Cellular component (GO): membrane
Molecular function (GO): monoatomic cation transmembrane transporter activity
Source: RefSeq, a predicted model, not a curated record
AGGAAGUCCAUUAUACAUAGCAACCACUUUCAUAUUCCAAAAUCAGCUUUCUCACUAAAAAAAAUGGCUGUUUUUCAUAUUCUCUCCAAGUAUAGAACCAAGAUUCCAACUUUAUUCUUCAAUAUCAUCUUCCUUGUUAUAAUUUCUUGCCUCACAUUUCAUCUCUACUCUUCAAAUUCCAAUUUUUCUCUAAACAACACAUUCACAAAGCCAAAAAAAGAUAGUUUCUUGCUAGGCAAAGAUAUUGGUUGUAAAGGUAUUGAAAAGUUCAAUAGUAGAGAAGAAAAGUGCACUUAUGUUAAAUCCCAUAAAGGGUGUAAACCUGAUGGAUAUAUAUUUUAUCUGCAACUUUUUUAUUGCACUUUUAGCCCAAUUCUUGGAUAUUCCUUGCUAGCCCUUUGGCUUAUUCUACUUUUCUAUUUAUUAGGUGAUACUGCAAGUAGUUAUUUUUGUUCUUCACUUGAAGGACUAUCAAAAACUUUGAAACUUUCACCUAUAAUUGCUGGAGUUACACUACUUUCUCUUGGAAAUGGUGCACCUGAUUUGUUCUCUAGUAUUGUUUCUUUCAUGAAUGAUGGUACAAAUAGUAUUGGACUCAAUAGUAUAAUUGGUGGUUCUUUCUUUGUUUCAAGUGUAGUUGCUGGAAUUACAAGUAUUUCAAUUAGCCAACAUGGGAGGAAAAUCAAGAAGGCAAGUUUUAUUGGGAAUGUGUUGUUCUUGAUUCUUUGUGUUGUUUGUCUUCUUGUUGUGAUCAUCAUUGGCAAGAUUCACUUAUGGGGUGCUUUGGCUUUCUUUUUUCUAUAUCCUGUCUAUGUUUGCUUCAUAUUCGUCUCGGAAAUGUACGUACGAGAAGAGAAAUGCUUGGAUUCUGCAGAAACCGCGACAGAUGAAUUGUUAGUUUUGCCAAUAGUUUAUGACAUGCAAAAGGCUCAAGAAUUGUCAUGUGAAUUGAGGGUACCUUUGUUGGUGAAUAAGGGUGAGAUACAGAGUGAAAAGCAAAGGAAAAUUGUUUGUGUGUUGAGAAAAGUUGGGUAUGUUCUUGAAUUGCCACUUGACUUACCAAGAAAGUUAACAAUUCCAAAUGUUUCACAAGUGAAAUGGUCAAAAACAUUUGCAAUUGUGUCCAUCACUUUAGCUCCUUUGCUAUUGGUUCUCAUUUGGGAUUUCUUUGGGCCUGAAUCACGUAUUUGGGCCUAUGGAUUUGGUGGAGUUCUUGGGCUUACUUGUGGAAUUCUUGUGUUUUUCACUAGUGAUGGUCUUCACCCACCAAAGAAAUUCAACUUCUUGUGGCUUGGGCUUGGUUUUCUAAUGAGCAUUACUUGGACUUACAUAUUGGCAGAAGAGCUUAUUUCUUUGUUGGUUUCAAUGGGCCUAAUCCUUAGUAUCAGCCCAUCAAUUUUGGGCCUGACAGUUCUUGCAUGGGGUAAUUCAUUAGGAGACUUGGUAGCUAAUGUAACACUAGCUAAAACUGGUGGGCCAAGUGGAGCCCAAGUGGCCUUAUGUGGAUGCUAUGCUGGGCCUAUAUUCAAUACCCUUGUGGGCUUGGGCCUAUCACUAAUUUUCACAACUUGGAAAGCAUUUCCUUCAAGUUAUAUUGUGCCAACAGACUCAACUGUUUAUGAAACUAUUGGGUUCUUGAUAUUGGGCCUACUUUGGGCCUUGGUAAUCUUGCCCAAGAGAGAUAUGAAGCUUGAUAAGUUCUUUGGAAUUGGGCUUUUAGCUAUAUACUCAUGUUUCUUGUUCUUAAAGCUUUCUAGAGCUUUUGGCUUCAUUAACUUUCAAGUUUCCCCAUAAAACUAGGUUGAAGCACUUUCAUUUGUAGUAAAGUAGAAUCAAAGGUUUCUACUUGGAUGUAUACUUGUAUUUUUAUGUAUUCAUCCUACGUAUAUAAUGAUGUGAAUUAUCUUGUA